AUGAGCCUCGCAGCCCCGAGGGCAGCCGUCAAGAAGGCGCUGCCUGUGCGUGUAGCAACCGCCUCCGCACCCCAGCGCCGCCGAUUCUCCAGCGCCGCUCCAUCGUUGCCGGCAUGGCGUCGCCCGGCACUUCAAUGCGGCCGGCCACCCCGGCAGUUUGGUCAAGGAAGGCCUUUCCACGCCACCGCAGUUCACUUCGCAACCAAAGACCCAUAUUCAGUCCUCGGCGUCGAUAAGAACGCAUCCGCAUCGGAAAUCAAGAAAGCGUACUACGGCCUUGCGAAGAAAUACCAUCCGGACACGAACAAGGAUGCCGGCGCCAAGGACAAGUUCGCCGAUGCGCAGUCUGCGUACGAACUGCUGUCGGAUGCGGAGAAGAAGAAGGCUUACGACACGUACGGUUCAGCCGCGUUCGACGGCGGCGCCAGCGGAUUUGGCGGCGGGGGCGCUGGCCCUGGUGGACCCGGCGGCAAUCCGUUCGGCGGCUUCGGCUUCGGCGGAGGCGCUGGCGCUGGCGGAUUUGGCGCCGAUUUCAACUUUGAGGAUCUAUUCGGAGCGUUUGCAGGAGCGGGGGCCAGGAGGGGGGGACGCUCGCGCGGCUCGCGCAAUCCGUUCCAAGAGGAAAUCUUUGUAGGCGAUAACAUCGAGGUGCAGACGAACAUCAGUUUCAUGGAUGCGGCAAAGGGAACGACCAAGGAGAUCUUCAUCACCCCGUUGGUCCAAUGCAAUACCUGCAAGGCAUCAGGGUUGAAGAAGGGGACGAAGAAAACCAGUUGCCAGGUUUGCCACGGUACGGGUCAGAGGGUCGUGAGCAUGGGCGGUUUCCACAUGGCGACAGCUUGCGAGGCGUGUGGUGGAGCGGGUGUUUCAGUUCCAAGCGGCUCCGAGUGCUCGACUUGCGAUGGGCAAGGAGCGGUGAGGGAAAGGAAAACCGUGACGGUGGACAUCCCCGGAGGAGUGGAGGACGGCAUGAGACUGCGCGUUUCCGGAGAAGGAGAUGCACCACUCAGCGGCGGCACCGUGUCGGACAAGCCGCGGACUCAAAACGGCGACCUUUACGUCUUCAUCAGGGUGGCGGCCGACCCCAAGUUUCAGCGCAGCGGCUCCGACGUGCUCUACACGGCUACCGUGCCACUCACGACGGCUGUUCUGGGCGGCGAAAUCCGGAUCCCGACACUGGAUGGAGACGUCAAGGUCAAGGUCCCCACUGGCACCGGCACCGGCGACAAAAUCACUCUUGGCGGCAUGGGUAUGAAGAAGCUGAAUAGCCGGAAGGGCAUGAAGGGUGAUUUGCGAGUGGAGUUCAAGGUAUCGAUGCCCAAGUACCUAAGCGCCAACCAGCGGACCAUUCUGGAAAUGCUCGCGGACGAGAUGGGCGACCAGAACGCCAAGAGAGUCAUGAACCUUGGGAGCAUGAGCCAGGAUACGAAGGACAAGAUGGACGAGGUGGAAAAGAACAAGCACAGGAACGAGGGAUUCCUGAAGAGUGCAUGGCACAACCUGACCGGGCAGCACAAGGAGAUGGAGAAGGACUCAAAGAACGACAAGCCGGAUGACGAGCAGAAGAAGGCUUCGGGCUCGGGCUGA
This is a messenger RNA of Diplodia corticola, 1587 nucleotides long. RefSeq names its product mitochondrial chaperone. Lineage: Eukaryota; Fungi; Ascomycota; Dothideomycetes; Botryosphaeriales; Botryosphaeriaceae. The transcript has 2 exons. Gene Ontology annotation, cellular component: cytoplasm. Bases 1 to 1587 code for a protein of 528 amino acids. Gene Ontology annotation, molecular function: ATP binding; heat shock protein binding. Gene Ontology annotation, biological process: protein refolding; response to heat. The record is from RefSeq and is a predicted model, not a curated record.